AUGACUCCUAACAAUUCUAUUUUAUUCAGUCAAGAAUGGAAUGCUGCUUCACAGAUAAGUGAUAUUCCAUUCAUAGAUCAAAAUUACUAUGGGAAUGACCUAAUUUCUUUCAAGGAAGAACUUCAACUACUUGGUGUGGCUGUGAAGUUCAACCAGAGGUAUCAGCUUGUUGUAGACAACCUCAAGUCCUCAUCUUCACUGGCUUCUUUGUCAUCUGAAGCCAUGUUACUCAUAUUAACGUGCAUUAAGAGUUUGGAAUUUUCAGAUAAGAUUGUCCAAACGAUUAAAAAUACGAAAUGCUUGAAGACAAAUUUGGGUUACAGAUGCCCAUUUGGAUGUUUCUUGUUGAAUCCAGAAUCUCAGUGGGGCUGCCUUCUUCAAGUCUUUGGAUCAUUCCCGGUUCUUGAUGUACAGAUUUAUGGGAGAUCAAUCUUUUCGAUGUCAAAUGAAUUACAGAAAAUCGGUGUCAUGGUGGACUUUGAGGAUUCCAGUAAAGAAUUUACUCGCACUUUCAAGCAACAGGCUUUGCUAUCUUUAAUCAAAAAAGAACACGUCCUUCAAUUUCUGCAAUGCUGUAGGAAGCUAAAGACGCAUGAUAUCAAGUUUUCUUUUGAUUUCCAGAACUGCAUUUCCAAAGAGAAAUGGCUACGAACGAGACUUGGUGACUACAGAUCUCCAAAUGAGUGCAUUCUUUUUGGUAAAGAUUGGGAACCAUUUUCUCCAAUCUGCCACCUUCCCUUCAUUGAUGACAGUAACAACUUUUAUGGUAGUGGGAUCCAUGAAUAUCGUGCAGAGCUGAAGAGGUUGGGUGUUAUCACGGAUUUCAAAGAUGGUGCCAAGUUUGUGUCUAAUGGGUUUUUCUUACCUCAAGAUUGCAGUAGCCUUACUCCUGCAAAUGUUUACGCCCUGCUUGAUUCUGUCAAGAAACUGAAAGAAGAGAGUGGAAUGGAUCUUCCUGCUGAAUUCCUAGAGAAAGUUUCUCAAAAGAAUUGGUUAAAAACCUAUUUUGGUUACAAACGUCCUGAUGAGUGCUUGCUUUUCGAUUCUUCCUGGGAUUCCUUGUUGAAACGCAAGGAUGGUCCUUUUAUCGAUGAAGGAUUCUAUGGAACUCGCAUUGGAUCCUACAGAAAGGAGCUUAAUGUUUUAGGAGUUAUCACGGAUUCCAACAAGGAAUGCCAGUUGCUAGCUGGUUACCUCAACUCUCACACCAAUUUUGAAACAAUUUCUCGAAUAUAUAAUCACUUGUCUACAUUAAAGUGGGAGCCUGCUGAUGAAGACAAGAAAAGGAUUUGGAUCCCUAGAGGAAGGUGGGUAAUGCCUGAAGAUUGUGUUCUCCAUGACGAUAACAACCUAUUUGGUGAACAGCUGAACGUUUUGGAGAACUGCAAGUAUGACGACGAAAUUCUCGGCUUCUUUGCGAAAACUUUCAAUGUGAAAGUUCGUCCCUCGGUUGAAGACUACCACAAGCUUUGGAAGACAUGGGAAACUUCAGGACGCCAGAUAACACAUGAGGAAUGCUGUGCCUUUUGGGAGUUUGUGGUCCGAAAUUGGUACCCAAGAACAGAAAAUACUUUCAAGAAUUACUUAUGGAAACUCCCUGUUUUGGAUCCUACUUCCAACGGAAUUUUUCUGGUUGAUAAGCGUGAUCUGUUUAUUGGUGAUGAUCUUUUCUUGACUGAUCUGUUUAAAAGCUCUUCUCGUCGCAUUUUCGUAUGGUUUCCUCAACCCAGUCAGAAAACCCUAACCCGAACCAAGCUUGUGGAGAUCUACACCAGACUUGGUGUUCGUACAUUGUCUGAAUCUGUAAAGAAAAACACAUCUGAUGUCGAUCAUGAUGCAUUCAAGCCGGUUGAUUCAAAAGAAAAGAUAAUAAAAAAAGGGUUGUUAAAACUCAUUCUGGGCUUUCUUGCUGAUCCUAAACUUAAAACGGAGCCAGAUAAGAGACAUGAAGCUGUUAGCCGUUUAAUAGCAACCGAAGUUUUUGAGACAUUGAAAAAGAUGACCAUCCGUUACAGACUUUCUUUAUCAUCUGGAGAUGUGUUGGAUGUGGAAUCAAGGAGAAUGGUACGUUGGGACAAACAGCACUUCAAAUUAUAUAUGCAGAAGAUGGAGAGAUCUUCGGGUCAUAAAAAUGUUAUGGAAUAUGCGUUUCAUUUUGCUGAAGAAAUAGCGGAGGGAGUGUUGUGGGAGAAUGAAGAGCUUGUUCCAGAUCUGUGUGAACUGAUCCGAUUGGGUUAUAUGGUGGAGUUUGAAGAGGAAGAAAUUGAUUUCCUGAUGAAGAUGAAGAAUCUGCAGAUCUUUUUGGAGGAUCAAGACUACCUUUCUUCCAUAUUCUCCUCUCCAAAGGGGAAUUCACAAGAAAUACCAAUUAGCCCCAGGGGCACGAAGAGGAGGGGACAGAAUUCUAUGGAGCCUUCUUCCUCUUCUUAUGAGUUACAAAGUACAGGGAGUCGAAAACGAAGAGACACCGUAUCCCUGACCCCAGUCACAAUUGUAAUCCCGGAUUGA
This is a messenger RNA of Lactuca saligna, 2508 nucleotides long. The record is from the annotation of a GenBank genome assembly. NCBI's taxonomy places the organism in Eukaryota, Viridiplantae, Streptophyta, Magnoliopsida, Asterales, Asteraceae.